CGUAAUUUCUUUCUACUCGACGCAGUUGCAUGUUCGCUGUGUUCAAUACUUGGUUCAGUAGGUAUUCUAUCGUCGGUGAGUGGUGUUGGUGUAAUAUGAAACUAAAAGUGAAUGUUUUGCGUGGUUGUAUCUAGAUAAUUUCGUGAACUACACAAGGAAACCGGUAUCUCAUAAUGUAAAAUACUUAAUUGCGUUGAUUUUUUGAGCUCAUUUUUAGGUGCGUUAAUUUCAUAGUGAAUUUCAUUGGACAGUGACGAGGAAACAUGCAGCUGUUGGUGCGAUUUUUGAACUUUUUGAACGUUGUGUUGGGGAAAAUUUCUGCUCCUCUUUAUUCUUACUUCGCUAAACUUCCGCGGAAACCUCUACCGGCGCUGAAUGAACCAGGGAUUCUCAAUUCGAGCGCGACAACUCUAGCCGAAAAAAUUAGAACCAAAGAACUCACCAGUGAGCAAGUUGUGAAAGCUUUCAUUGAACGAUGCCAACAGGUGAAUGGGCAAUUGAACGCUAUAAUUGAAGAUCGAUUUGAAGCGGCUUUAGAAGAUGCUAGGAAUGUCGAUCGUCUCAUCCGAAGUAAUGAAAAACCUAUCGAACAACUCGCCAAAGAGAAGCCUUUGCUGGGAGUGCCGGUAACGUUUAAGGAAUGCUUGAUGGUUAAGGGUUUGAGUUAUACUGCCGGAGCUCAGCUGAGAAAAGGCGUAAAAGCUACCGAAGAUGGUGAUGCGGUUGCUGCAUUGAGAAAUGCAGGAGCUAUUCCAAUAGCUGUUACAAACUUGCCAGAGCUGUGCUGUUCUUACGAAACUCGAAGUGAUAUAAUUGGCUACACGAAUAAUCCGUACGAUCCUAAUCUCACCUCGGGUGGAUCUUCUGGAGGAGAAGGUGCUCUAGUCUCAGCAGCUGGUUCAGUUAUUGGUAUUGGGUCAGAUUUUGGCGGAUCUAUUCGAGUACCCAGUUUCUAUUGCGGUUUAUUUGGUCACAGACCUACCUCUGGUAUCGUUUCCCUCACUGGACAUUUUCCAAAUAGUCCCGAUGAAACUUUCCAAAAAACCAACUCGAUAGGACCUUUUUGUCGUUAUGCAGAGGAUUUGAAAUUAGCUCUCGCUGCUAUGGCCGGUGUAAAAGAAGUGGCAUCGUUGAACUUGGAUCAAAAGGUAAAUCUGAGCGAAUUGAGGAUUUAUUAUAUGCUCGAUAGAGGUUUCAAAUUAUCUGAAAUAUCAGUCGAUCCGGAUAUCAAGAAAGUAAUUCUCAAAGCAGUUAAACAUCUCCGAAGUACUCACGAAUGCUUUGUUCAAAAAAUCAAUAUUGCUGAAAUGGACGAUGCACUCGAAAUGAUUAUGACCAAAGCUACACAAAUGAAAGACGUCGAUUCUGUAUUAGUUUUGAAAGAUCCAAAGAACGAGUCUAGUCUACUAAGCGAAUUGCUAAAGUUAUUCAUAAAUAAAGCCAGUUAUUCGAUGGAAUUAUUAAUGAUGAGAUUUAAUGCGAAAGCUUGUUUCUUUUGGAUACCUGAAAACAAACGACCCGAGUACUUGUCAGCUGCGAAUAAUUUGGCUAAUCGUCUCAAGGAAUUAUUAAAAGAAGAUGGUGUCCUAUUCUACCCAACCUUUGCUUCUUUGGCUUUCUACAAACAGCAGUCUCUGUGGAAAAUGACGUCGAUGGCGUAUCCGAUGAUUGUGAAUAUAUUAGGUUUUCCAGCCACUCAUGUUCCUAUGGGACUGAAUGCAAAUGGUAUCCCAGUAGGUUUUCAGGUAAUUGCUGCCCCUAAUCAAGAUCGUCUUUGUUUCGCUGUUGCUGAAGAGCUUCAGAAAGCAUUUGGUGGAUGGGUGCCUCCGCCGAUGAGCUCAUAAUACAUAUUAUUUUGUUGAUACUUAUAUUUUCAUUUAUUUAUUUAUUUUCUAUUUUCCUGGUUACCUACUUACUUUAUGGUCAAUUGGUCAUAUUUUCAAUGUGAAAUGAUUUGUUAGGUAGGUACUACCUAUAUUUUUGUAAAAUCGUUUUCAUCUAAUUACCUGCGUUCACGUACAAUUUAUUUCGAAUCAUUAUGAUCGCGAAGAAAAUUUAAUAAAAUAUAUUUAUUUCUA
Messenger RNA from Planococcus citri (citrus mealybug), 2078 nucleotides. Its product is annotated as fatty-acid amide hydrolase 2-A-like. The transcript is spliced from 9 exons. The coding region runs from base 264 to 1844 and encodes 526 amino acids. NCBI's taxonomy places the organism in Eukaryota, Metazoa, Arthropoda, Insecta, Hemiptera, Pseudococcidae. Gene Ontology annotation, cellular component: endomembrane system. The record is from RefSeq and is a predicted model, not a curated record.